Messenger RNA from Oryzias latipes (Japanese medaka), 1789 nucleotides. RefSeq names its product zinc finger protein 346 (gene znf346). NCBI's taxonomy places the organism in Eukaryota, Metazoa, Chordata, Actinopteri, Beloniformes, Adrianichthyidae. The record is from RefSeq and is a predicted model, not a curated record. Gene Ontology annotation, molecular function: nucleic acid binding; zinc ion binding.
CUUGGGAAUGUAAACAUCGCGCAUGCGCAAGCUACGGACAGCGGUGCUGGUUGUAGGUGAUAAUCAUGGCGGAGCUAGACAGCGACAAUUUUCUUUGCUUGUCUCCGGAGAUUGUGAAAGCGCAUAAGGCCAUCCUGCAAAAUGAAGACCUGUUUUCUCCCUCCUUCUGUAAAGUCUGCAGUGCUGUCCUACAUUCCAACAAGCAGAGGUGGAGCCAUUAUAUGGGCAGAAAACACGCCAACAAAGUGCGGCAGUAUACCUCCCUGCAGAACGAGAAAGAGCUCCUCCAUAAGAAGCAGAAAACAUCCGAGUCUGAUGAGAGCAAUGGCGACUUGGACAGAACGAAGGCCUGUCAGUUAUGUAACACUAUCUUCACCUCUAAAGCUGUGGCCGAGUCUCACUAUCAGGGCAAAUUUCACGCCAAGAGGCUGAAAAUGGAAAUGACCGACGUCCAGCCCGCAGGCAGAGCCUCCACGGCAGAGGAACCAAAGGAAAAACCCGGAGGGGUUAUAGCUACCGUGAAGACGAAGGACGACAACCCAGAACGCUUUUGCUCCAUCUGCGACGCCAGCUUCAACAACCCGCUCAUGGCAGAGCAGCACUACGUGGGCAGAAAGCAUAAGAAACGAAUGACCCGGGUCAAACUGAUGGAGACGUACGGCUUCUCCUCCGCACAAGCUCCCACAUUGCUGAGCUUCAAGUGCGUCCUCUGCAACAUCGAGGUCAACUCUAUUAGUCAGUACCAGUCCCACCUGAGCGGUGCUAAACAUAGAAACCAAAUGAAGAAAUCGGGUGUGAAGAACACAACAGAAAACCAACAGUCAGCAGAAGAAAUGCAGGGAGGCAGCAAGCCCAGAGACGACCAGAAGACACCUGCAGACGACGAGUACACACCUGCAGACGACGAGUACACACCUGCAGAGUACACACCUGCAGACGACGAGUACACACCUGCAGACGACGAGUACACACCUGCAGACGACGAGUACACACCUGCAGACGACGAGUACACACCUGCUGACGACAAGUGCACACCUGCAGACGACGAGUACACACCUGCAGACGACAAGUACACACCUGCGGAUGACCACAACACAACUGCAGAUGACCAGUACAAACCUGCUGGUGACCAGUACUCUUUUGCAGUCGACCGGUACACACCUGCGGACGACCGGUACACACCUGCGGACGACCAUUACACACUUGGGGACGACAAAUACACAGCUGCUGGUGGCCAGUACACUUCUACAGUAGACCGGUACACACCUGCGGAUGACCAGUAUUGUUCUGACGAAGACCAGUUCUCUCUUGAAGAUGAACAAUCUGCAGCUCCAUACCAGUACACCCCAGAAAACGGCGAGUUCUCCGAGCUGCAGCAGUACACCUGACACUGGACUUCAGGAGAAACGCCGCAAACAGUCAACAAGCAUCCCCCUUUACCGCACUAUGGAACCCCAGCAGACCUUCUGUCCUGCAGUUUAUCUCCUUCUCCUUUUAUUUCUGUGCAACCAUCAGAAGUAAACUUCAGAGUGGAUUCUGGAAAACAGUCAUGGUGUUUCAUUUUUCUCACUUUGAGGUUGUUCCAGACUGACCGGAGCAGAGCUCUUUGACAGAUGUCCACUGGAAUUUCAUCUUCAUCCGUUUCUGUCCAUCGCUUUAAUAAAACAUGAGAGGAUUUUUAAAAAGUAACUGCUCUUGUCAGAAUGCACGUCUCAUGCUUAGUGCUUGCAGAUGCUGUCAAUGUGAAUCAAAAAUACAAAAUAAUAAAACAUGGGAUUGUUGGAAAAAA